UGCUAUCGCUGGUCUUAGUUCAUCACUCGCAAGCCAUCAUGUCCGGAUUUCCCACUCUUAAGCCUGCCUUCACCGUUCGGGUGAACAUAGAUGCCGCCCUAGCAGUUGGCAGCGCCUCUCGGUCCAACCCUCUACAGGUUGUGCCUAUGACCGGAGGUACCGUCAAGGGUGACUCUGGUUUCUCCCCCGCGCUCGACGCCGAAUUCGUCGGAGUGGGCAACGACUACAUCCACGCGGAUGCCGAUGGCAAGCACAUGCGAUUGAACGCGCAUGCAGUUCUUAAGACCAAGGACGAUGCCCUCCUCUACCUGAACUACACCGGUGUCGUCAACCUCACCUCAACAGAGCAGGCGGUCUUCGCCGGCACCGCCCCAGAGGAACCAUCACUAACAACCGGCGACGAGCGCUACAAGGACCUCGAGAACCGCGUGUUCGUCGGCCAGGGACGCUUCAACAUCGAGAGCGGCAAGCCAGUCGUUGAGUACAGAGUCAGCCAGGUUCUCCAGGGCUAAAUCAGAUCCUUUCGUGUCAGGGUGUACAAUUUUCCCGAUAGGACGAACGUCAAUCGAUGUAUCAACUCCAAGCGAAAUACUAAACAUAUCUUCCACUUCCACACAGACAA
Molecule: messenger RNA, 622 nt
Organism: Aspergillus nomiae NRRL 13137
Lineage: Eukaryota; Fungi; Ascomycota; Eurotiomycetes; Eurotiales; Aspergillaceae
Product: DUF3237 domain-containing protein
Exons: 8
Source: RefSeq, a predicted model, not a curated record